GGUAGCAGGCAGCUGCAGGAGAAGUCGCUGAAGAUUUCCUCCACGCUGUAUGUCGGCAACCUGUCCUUCUACACCACCGAGGAGCAGAUCCAGGAGCUCUUCUCCAAGUGCGGAGAUGUCAAGAGGAUUGUCAUGGGUCUGGACAAGAUCAAGAAAACCCCCUGUGGCUUCUGCUUUGUAGAAUACUACACAAGAGCAGAUGCUGAGCACGCCAUGAGGUUCAUCAAUGGCACAAGACUAGAUGACCGCAUCAUCCGAACUGACUGGGACGCUGGGUUCAAGGAGGGGAGACAGUACGGAAGAGGAAAGACUGGAGGACAGGUGCGAGAUGAGUACCGGACAGACUAUGAUGUGGGAAGAGGUGGUUUUGGCAAGAUCAUUCAGAUGCAGAAGGCAAAUCAUCAGCCUGCCAUCUAUUAAUUGCCUUGUGGGUCCUAGCUCACAGAGAGCUCUGUCCUUCCAGAGCCAGCCCUGUUCUCACAUUUUGGAUUGGGGUGUGGAGUGAGAUCCGAGUUCCAGCCAAAGGUGACCCUCCAUAGACUGUGGAUAUAUAUGUAUUCAUUUUCCCUUCCUUCUGAGCUAGAGAGGAUGUUCUGUGCUGAUACAGGGCAACAAGGGGGGAAAAAUGGACAGUUCUGCAGGAUUCUUAGAAGAAAUGCAGCAUGUCACACACACCUUAUGCUGUGACAUGCUCUUCAUGUUACAGCUAAGCAGAUGCUUCCUCCAAGCUGCAGCAGCAGCCAUUGUUACUUUCAAGUGGAACUUACCACCAUCAGAGCCCUCCAGGUGUGUGGGCACCUUGUGGGCAUCUACAAGAGAUUUGAGUUUCUAAUUUAUGACCUCACGUGCUUAAGAAGCAGUAUCACUGUUUGGAUGAGAGAAGUGGAACAAAGUCUUGUCAUUCACUUGGAGGUGCUUGUAUGCACAUGUAGCCCUUGAGUUGGUCAGGGCCUGCAGAGCGUUUCUCUUUGAUGCCCCCAGUGCUGCCUGGGUUUUCAAAUCCUCACUGUUCAGUGUGAUUUUUUUAAAAAAUUUCCGUUAAUUUUUUAAAUAAACUCUUGUAUUGAGUCUG
Messenger RNA from Acanthisitta chloris (rifleman), 1072 nucleotides. RefSeq names its product nuclear cap binding protein subunit 2, 20kDa (gene NCBP2). The transcript has 3 exons. NCBI's taxonomy places the organism in Eukaryota, Metazoa, Chordata, Aves, Passeriformes, Acanthisittidae. Gene Ontology annotation, cellular component: nuclear cap binding complex. The record is from RefSeq and is a predicted model, not a curated record. Gene Ontology annotation, biological process: mRNA cis splicing, via spliceosome. Gene Ontology annotation, molecular function: RNA cap binding. The annotation marks the transcript as partial.